Myotis davidii is the source of this 2052-nucleotide messenger RNA. RefSeq names its product keratin, type II cytoskeletal 6A-like. The record is from RefSeq and is a predicted model, not a curated record. Lineage: Eukaryota; Metazoa; Chordata; Mammalia; Chiroptera; Vespertilionidae. The transcript has 8 exons. Gene Ontology annotation, molecular function: structural constituent of skin epidermis. Gene Ontology annotation, cellular component: keratin filament. Bases 175 to 1653 code for a protein of 492 amino acids. Gene Ontology annotation, biological process: intermediate filament organization; keratinization.
UCACUAUUUGUAAAGCCCAACCCUCCCCAAUCUGCAAGCUCACCUUCCAGGACUGAGCCCAGCCCAUUUCCACUAUAUAUAAACUGCUGCCUGCAAACUCAUCACACACCUGCUGCUCUCAGCUCUACCCUCCAGCCUCUCACGCCUUCUUCAGCCUUCUCAUCUUCAGGAACCAUGUCGAGCAAAUCCACCAUCAGGACCCAAAGCAGCAGCCACCGUGGCUUCAGUGCCAGCUCAGCCAGAGUCCCUGGGGUCAGCCGCUCUGGCUUCCGCAGUGUCUCCGUGUGCCGCUCCAGGGGCAGUGGAGGCCUCGGUGGAGUGUGUGGAGGAGCUGGCUUUGGCAGCAGGAGCCUCUAUGGCCUGGGGGGCUCCAAGAGGAUUUCCAUCGGAGGUGGCAGCUGUGCCAUCAGUGGAGGAUAUGGUGGCAGAGUUGGAGGUGGCUUUGGCUUUGGAGGUGGAGCCGGGAGUGGAUUUGGUUUUGGCGGUGGAUCUGGUGGUGGCUUUGGGCUCGGUGGUGGAGCUGGCUUUGGUGGUGGCUAUGGGGGCGCUGGCUUCCCUGUGUGCCCCCCUGGAGGCAUCCAAGAGGUCACAAUCAACCAGAAUCUCCUCACUCCUCUGAACCUGCAAAUCGACCCCACCAUCCAGCGGGUGAGGACUGAGGAGCGGGAGCAGAUCAAGACCCUCAACAACAAGUUCGCCUCCUUCAUUGACAAGGUGCGCUUCCUAGAGCAGCAGAACAAGGUUUUGGACACCAAGUGGACCCUGCUGCAGGAGCAGGGCACCAAGACCGUGAGGCAGAACUUGGAGCCUUUGUUUGAGCAGUACAUCAACAACCUCAGGAGACAGCUGGACAGUAUCCUUGGGGAGAGAGGCCGCUUGGACUCAGAACUCAGAGGCAUGCAGGACAUGGUGGAGGACUUCAAGAGCAAAUAUGAAGAUGAAAUCAACAAGCGCACCGCUGCAGAGAAUGAAUUUGUGACUCUGAAGAAGGAUGUGGAUGCUGCCUACAUGAACAAGGUUGAACUACAAGCCAAGGUAGAUGCUCUCAUGGAUGAGAUCAACUUCACCAGAGCCUUCUAUGAAGCCGAACUGGCUCAGAUGCAGACGCACAUCUCAGACACUUCUGUGGUCCUUUCCAUGGACAACAACCGUGACCUGGACCUGGAUAGCAUCAUUGCUGAAGUCAAGGCUCAAUAUGAGGAGAUUGCUCAGAGGAGCCGGACUGAGGCUGAAUCCUGGUACCAGACCAAGUAUGAGGAGCUUCAGGUCACAGCUGGCAGACAUGGAGAUGACCUGCGCAACACCAAGCAGGAGAUUGCUGAGAUCAACCGCAUGAUCCAGAGGCUGAGAUCUGAGAUUGACCAUGUCAAGAAACAGGUAUGGCUGAGUGGGGAAGGCGUUGGACCAGUCAACAUCUCUGUGGUGCAGUCCACCGUCUCCAGUGGUUAUGGCAGUGCUGGUGGUGUCGGCAGUGGCUUCGGCCUGGGCGGAGGCAGCGGCUACUCCUAUGGCAGUGGUCACAGCCUUGGAGGUGGCUUCAGUUCUGGCAGUGGCAGAGGCUUUGGAGGUGGCCUCAGCUCUGCUGGGGGCAGCAGUUCCACCAUCAAAUACAGCACCACCUCAUCCACCACCAGGAAGGGCUACAAGCACUGAAGUCCUCCCGUUGGCUCUUGGUCCCACAUUGUCUUAGCCCCCCUCUCCAGCCGCAUGGCCUUCUCUUCAGUUUGCUUCUUUUCUCCUGCUACUUAAUUCUCUUAGUCCUUGAGUUAGAACUGAAGUUGCUAAGUUCCCUCAUUUCUCCUCUCUUCACAUACCUGUUCCAUUUGAACUUCAUUUGCUCACCAUCAGAAGGUCACUGGUUGGGUUGGACUCUAGACUCUAGAACAGAGCAAUGUCUUGCUUUCUACUGGCCCAGGAAUUCCCCAUCUUCCACACAGUGGUCAUGAAAGCAUAAGUCACUAGUUCUAUCAUGUACAGUCUGUAUCCCUGCUAUGUUUCCUCUGGUAUUGCUCCCUUGUGUUGCUAAAUAAAGCAGAUGUGUAUUAUAAUGCA